UACGGUGUUACCCUUCCUCGGCUGCCCUCGCAUCCUCUCUCUCUCUUUCCCAUCAAAUCGUCGUCCCCAAAUCGGAAGCCGCCGAACCCUCGCUUCUCGGGGACGCGGAGCGGCCAGCCGGCCACCUUCCACUGCCUCGAGCUCCUCUCCUUCUCCGGGUUGGUGUGGCGUGGAGAUCCAUCCUGGCCGACCUCUUUCGCUAGGCGAGAUGUCUGAGUACCAGAACGUCGUUGGGGGUAGGCUCAAGCUGAAGGGGAAGGCGCUGGAUGUGAAGGAAGGGGGAGUCAAGAAGAAGAAAAAGAAGAAGCAGCACCGCGAGGAGUCAUCUGAAGCCGGGCACGGAGAGCUUCACCAAGGUGGAAGCUCUGAAGUACCAGCUGACCCUAAUGAUGAAUUGACUGAAGCUGAUAAGAUGGGAGAAGAAGGGAACCUGCAAGGCGACUAUGAUCACCUCACCCCAGCUGAGAGGCGUUACAUGGAGCAGAAGCAGAAGAUUGACAUGCAUAAGCUAGCCAAAGUAGCCAACAAGUCACACAGGGACCGCAUCCAGGACUUCAACCAAUACCUGGCAAAUCUUAGCGAGCACUACGACAUCCCAAAAGUUGGCCCUGGUUAACUUUGCCUAUUCAGAGCUUCGCAGGAAUGCUUCCUAUGCUGUACCCAUCCAGCCAUCUGUUAGCUUGUGAUGCUCCUACCUGUAUUGUUCUAAAACAUUUGGUUGUCUUCGAGUGUUGUAUUUCGAAAACCCAAACCAUGUUUAAUUCAAGUGUUCGUAUUCUGAGUACUGUAGUUUUCAACCUUAUUGACUGCAGUUGAGUUCUUUACAAUCUAA
Molecule: messenger RNA, 832 nt
Organism: Oryza sativa Japonica Group (Japanese rice)
Lineage: Eukaryota; Viridiplantae; Streptophyta; Magnoliopsida; Poales; Poaceae
Cellular component (GO): nucleolus
Source: RefSeq, a predicted model, not a curated record